AUGGCAGAACUGAAUUACACCGAGAAUGACCUGAAGGACAUGCUGGAUCAGACAAUGAAGUGCAAGGAAGCACCAAUAGUGUUCGUAUUUGAGCCAAAUGGUGCGUGUGUGAGCAACUACAAGGAUAUGUCACUAUUUGAUGGCUCUAUCUUUACCAAAUACAUCAACAAUGCAGCAGGUUGUGAGCCAAUGAACUUCCUGGGGAACUCGUUCGUGUUCGUACAGGAGCACGAGGAGGAGAAAGGUGCAGUUGAGAACAAAAUGUGGCUAUUCGUUUCAAGAGAGAAGCUCGACUUCAAGGAAUUUCAGGAUGCCAAGGUUGGACUGUGCUUGAUGUAUCACGAGGCAGGCGUCUUUAUUGCAGCACUUUGUUCUGAAAUGCAUCUUCGUCUCAUUGUUCCAAAUCUCUACAAUCAUUGCGUGGCUAACUUAGACAAGGAAGAAGUAGAAGCCCAGUAA
Molecule: messenger RNA, 459 nt
Organism: Enterospora canceri
Lineage: Eukaryota; Fungi; Microsporidia; Enterocytozoonidae
Source: the annotation of a GenBank genome assembly